AGUUCGUUUUGUAACGUGUGUGCAGAAACAUCCGUUUGACAGAGAAUUAAAGUAUUUUUUUCAUUGUGAAAUACAAGAGAAAAGUCUACGUUUAGCUCGCACUGGAUAAAAGGAAAAGUCGAAGUAAAAUAUCGGAAGUACAAAUAAAAAUAAAUUACUACGUUUAUAAGCGGAGCGACUUAAGAAAAGAAUAAACAACCCAAGCGUCGCCCCUCGUACUGACAUAGCCAUGAAAACAUCAAUUUUCUUAAUUUAUGUUGUAGCAACAAUUGUGUUGCUGUCGUUUACUCCAUGCUAUCUAACCAACGCAUUAAAGUUAGACAGAAUAAAGAAUUCAGCUGUAGAUGCUUUAAAACUUAGUGGAAAUGUUGCAAAAGGCGUUGCUGUAAAAGUUCCCGAUUUAAUUCCAUCUCCACAAAACUUGUACCGAUUAUCAAAACAAACUUUAAUUGGUCUUCCAUUUGAACUUUUACUGUCGGGAAUCGAUCAGUUAUGUUCAAUCGCUCUUGCUGCUGACAACUCUACCGAAUCUUACAAACAACCAAAGAUAGAAGAAAUGAAUUAUGUUUUGUUAACGGAAAGAGAAAACAUUUCUAUUCCAAUCACUGAAUCUUUAAAGCUAUGGAAUCACGAGCAAUUUGAUGUAAUGAAAAAAGUUGUCAUUAUGGUAACAGGUUGGACAACUGAUGUUAAUGAAGAAAAUUCCGCAGCAAGCGAGUUAUGGAAAGCUUAUCAUUCAAGGGGUGACACAAACUUUGUGUUUGUUGAUACGGCUCGUUAUGUUGAUACUCUUUAUGCAUGGUCAGCUUUCAAUACUCAAGAACUUGGUAGAGGAUUGGGAAGGGGCUUGGCUGAGCUUAUCAAGGUCGUUCCAUUAGAAAACAUUCACUUGAUGGGUCAUUCGCUUGGUGCACACAUUGCCGGUACAGCUGGAAAAACUUUUCAAGAAAUUACUAAUAAGCAAUUGCCAAGAAUCACCGCUUUCGAUCCAGCAAAAGUAAGAAAAGUUGUGAAUUUCCUGGAAAUUUCAUUAAUUAAACUUUUUCAUCUCUUUUCUCUUUUAUUGCUUCUUCAUCAAAAGCCAUGUUUCAAUGAAGGUGAAAGUCUCUUAGGAGUUGGCCGUGGUGAUGCGGAAUUUGUCGACGUGAUCCAUUCUGAUGCUGGAGGAUUGGGAAAAUCAGAAGCAAUUGGUGAUGCAGAUUUCUUUCCUAACGGAAUUGUGCCUCUUAUGCCAGGAUGUCUGACAAUUUUCUGUUCGCAUUCAAGAGCUUGGGAAUAUUAUGCAGAGACCGUUUAUAAAGGAAAUGAAAGUAACUUCAUUGGCAAGAAAUGCGGAUCUUUGCUUUCUUAUGAAAUCGAUGCAUGUAUUCGACAAGAAGUUCCAAUGGGUUACGCAUGUCCACCCACAGCAAAAGGCAAUUUCUUUUUAAAAACAUCUUCGAAAUCUCCAUUUGGACUUGGUCAGAAGAACAAAUAAGUGAAGUUCAAUAACUUUUAUUAACACGAAAAGAUAAAUUUUCGCUUCCAAACACCCUAAGGACCGAUAAAUCACUUUCACAGAUGACCAAACAAAACCAGAUAAUGUACAUAAAUACUUUUUAUCAACAGCAACAAAAUAAAAAAAAACUUUUAUUUUAUUCGUUUUA
Molecule: messenger RNA, 1646 nt
Organism: Clunio marinus
Lineage: Eukaryota; Metazoa; Arthropoda; Insecta; Diptera; Chironomidae
Source: the annotation of a GenBank genome assembly